Aspergillus chevalieri is the source of this 255-nucleotide messenger RNA. RefSeq lists its product as uncharacterized. Lineage: Eukaryota; Fungi; Ascomycota; Eurotiomycetes; Eurotiales; Aspergillaceae. Bases 1 to 255 code for a protein of 84 amino acids. The record is from RefSeq and is a predicted model, not a curated record. The transcript has a single exon.
AUGGCCAGAAGCAUGAACCUUACAUUGGUUACUUUCGUUCAGACGACGAGAAUAUUCCCUGACCAAAAUCAUCAGCCCAUCGAAGCGCGCAUCACGCAAGCUGUCCCUGGAUUAGCUCCGGAGCCCGGCCAGGCGCGUUACUGGAAGGGCCCUAGCGAAGUCUCACCCAGCGAGUGCAUUGCGCUCGAACCGCGACAGCAGCAGGGACAGAGGGAGGAAGACGUCCGCGUCUUUGGAGGUGAUGCCGCAACUUAA